AUGUUGCGUCAGGUUUCGUCGAGUUUUGAGUGUCCCAAAAUCGAAUCGUCCACGCCGUCGCACACCACCGACCAAGACAGCAGUCGUGACGAGGGCCACUUCCGAGAAGACGACGGCGUCGAGCUCAGUGACGACCACAGCGACGACUUCUCCGACGACGGUGACGACAUCCACGCCGAAACCCGCUUCCCGUCAUCAGUCCACGAACAACGGCGACGUUCUUCGGCGCCGAUGAUCGGGAUCGGCGGGAUUCAUCGAGGUGUCGAUCACGAUGAUGAUGAUGAUGAUGCGAUUGAUGUCGAUGAUGAUGAUGAUGAUGAAGUUGACGUCGUGCCGGACAUGUACGUGGACGUGGAGAGCUGCGAAUAUAACGCGUAUUCGGGUGACGAUGACGAAGUGCGGUUGUUUGUGCGUCGGAGUCAACCGACACUCGAGGCACCGACACCGACACUGUUCUCCAGGCUUCGACGCGUUUUCCCCAUGUUCGGAUACAGUCGUCGUCGACGUCGCUGA
Molecule: messenger RNA, 513 nt
Organism: Notodromas monacha
Lineage: Eukaryota; Metazoa; Arthropoda; Ostracoda; Podocopida; Cyprididae
Source: the annotation of a GenBank genome assembly